Messenger RNA from Stylophora pistillata, 1251 nucleotides. RefSeq lists its product as uncharacterized. The record is from RefSeq and is a predicted model, not a curated record. NCBI's taxonomy places the organism in Eukaryota, Metazoa, Cnidaria, Anthozoa, Scleractinia, Pocilloporidae.
AUGUUGCGUGCUAAGGCGAAAACCAGACGGCUAAAUAGUGGUUGCAGUGGUGUUCUGAGAACACCAACCCCUCAGGUGUGUCAAGAAACAGAAGAGAUGGAUUUUGAAGCUGGUCAACAAUUUACCUCUGAGCAGAAAUCCUUUCAAAUACUAUGCAUGGUUGAUUUCCACAACAUCAACACAGUUAAAAAACCAACAGAGCAAAUACUUACUAAUGCUUUCCAUAUGACAACUCUUCUCAGGGAUAUACAGAUUUAUUCAAGAGAAAAUCACGAGGAAUGUCAAACCUUGAAAUCAACAUUACUAAUUGAUGAGAUUGAACAGACACUGGACAGUAAGAAUGACUACCAGGCUUGCCACCAGUACAUUUUUGAUGUAAUACCAGAAUUCAAAGAAUUCCUUAAAUCACAUGUGGUUUCCACUGUGCGUGACUGGCCAACAUGAACAAAAAAAGAUUGUUUGCCAUGCUAAUAUAGAUCAAGAAGUUAUUUCCGUAAUCACUGAGUUGGGUCAGUUUCAUGUGUAUUUGAACCAUUCAGAAGAUGCAGUAAAGCAGUACUAUCCCGGUUUCAAAGAGAUCUAUGCAUCAGUGUUUAGUCAGAGGAUUAGAUUACCUGAAAAGCCCACGCUAGACAAAGUGGCACUGUGCAUUGUGCUAGCAUUUUGUGGUUAACUGAGAAUCCGCACACAAGUUAUUCAAACAUUUGGACAAUGAAAAGACACCGAAUACAGUUGUCUCUUACAUCUUUUUGAAGAGCUCAACCCUCUGUGUUUUCUGCAUUAUCCUGUAAUUGUGAGAAGUGGGCAAUUUCCACAGCUUGCUUCCUCUAUGAAGCGUCUAGCCAUCAUGUUUGUAGCAAUGGACAGACACCACUACAAUAAGGCAUCGCUUUCAUGGAUCAGCAAUGAACAAUACCAACGGGAAAACUUCCCUGCUUAUCAUGCUGCCAAGUCUGCUCUUUGUUCUCUUUUGAAUGAGAAGAAGGUUGAGAUCUUCCACUCCACUUUACGAUCAAGAAUACGAAAAACAGACAAGGGAGAUAAAAUCCAAGAAACUGCGAGGCUUAUUGCAAGAUCUAAUUUUGAGGAAGAUGAAUUCGAAAAGACCUUUGUCCCACAAUAUCUAAGAGGAUAUAGUGACCAAGACUUCCUUGUACUUUCAAGUUUGUAUCAGUAGAAGAUCUAAAGGGCUUCUGAGAGUUUUAAUUGAUCCCCUUAAUUCGCCUGCUUACAUUUAUCAAUCAAAGGUUC